Molecule: messenger RNA, 1155 nt
Organism: Zea mays
Lineage: Eukaryota; Viridiplantae; Streptophyta; Magnoliopsida; Poales; Poaceae
Product: Ribosomal protein L14p/L23e superfamily protein
Exons: 4
Coding region: 467-979 (170 amino acids)
Biological process (GO): translation
Cellular component (GO): mitochondrial large ribosomal subunit; ribosome
Molecular function (GO): large ribosomal subunit rRNA binding; structural constituent of ribosome
Source: RefSeq, a predicted model, not a curated record
AGGCCCAUUACUCUAUAUGGGCCGGUCGACGAUGUCCUGGACAAAAACCUCCUGCAGUCGUUUUCACCUCCUCCCUCUCUCACGGCGGCUUUUCUGGCGACGGCGGCGGCGGCGACGACGAGCAGCCACCUGGUACGCCCUUCCCUACCCUUCCCUUGACUUACCCUGCCUCCCCUUUCUGCUGUGCGAAACUGAGCACUCCAAAACCCUACCGUGCCGCCGCUUCCCCUCCUCUCCUCCUCUCCGCGCCACUCCGUGCUGCCGAUCCCUUCCUCUCAACCUGGGGAUCGCGGCUGUGUUCAACUUCAGCUGGUGUUCGGAUUCUUCGUCAGCGGCUGGCGAGGACAGCUAGAGCGCCCGCCAACAAUCUCAGGACUCAGGUUAUGGGGGGCAGAGGUUCCUCUUUCUUUAGGCCUUGUUCGGCAGGGGUUGCAUGGAUUGAGAGGGGAAGAGCAGGUAGCAGGAAAUGGCGGCGUUCCUGAGGUCAAAAUGUUCACCAGUUGGACGUACUUUGAUGGGAAGCCUUGGAAAUAGUUUGUUUGGGGCUGCCAACUCUUCUGUUGGGGCAAUAACAAGGCCUUCUCAUUGCGAUGCUAUCAGUCAGCAAAUCAGAACAUUCAUCCAGAUGAGGACUAACCUGAAGGUGGUCGAUAACUCCGGGGCCAAGCGGGUGAUGUGCAUCCAGUCCCUGAGGGGGAAGAAAGGAGCAAGGCUCGGGGACAUGAUCAUCGGAUCCGUAAAGGAGGCCCAGCCUCGUGGCAAGGUCAAGAAAGGAGACGUAGUCUACGGCGUGGUCGUCCGUGCCGCCAUGAAGAAAGGACGCAGCGAUGGCAGCGAGGUCCAGUUCGACGACAACGCGGUGGUCCUCGUGAACAAGAAGGGCGAGCUGAUCGGCACCCGCGUCUUUGGCCCCGUCCCCCACGAGCUGAGGAAGAAGAAGCACCUCAAGAUCCUGGCCCUGGCUGAACACAUUGUUUGAGGUGUGUCGCAUAGCCAAGUGUUUGUGGGAAUGUUUUUUUUUGUGUGUUCUCUGUUUGAAUAAUGCAUUGUGAAACGAUAGCAUGGACCGUUUGAACUAUUUUGAUGACAUUGCUCGUCCAUUUGGAUGGCCAAUACGUGUCGUGAUCGAUUCUGGAGUUCCAUUUUUUUUUGUUA